This is a messenger RNA of Acaulospora morrowiae, 138 nucleotides long. NCBI's taxonomy places the organism in Eukaryota, Fungi, Glomeromycota, Glomeromycetes, Diversisporales, Acaulosporaceae. The record is from the annotation of a GenBank genome assembly.
AUGGAACAAUUUCAAUCAUUACAGACCCCCUACAAAUCAAAAAUGCCACUUGAGAUCAUUUUAAACAAUAGACGAAAAGAAGAAAUACCAGAGAAAUUAGAACAGAAAUUAAGAGCAAAAAAUUACACUCCACCCUAG